GUGUUCGAGUUCUUUGUUAGCCGGCGGCCGGUGCAGCGGCUUCUGGGGCUGGGAUGACGGAAGGGCGCUGAAGCGGCAGGAUGUUGAGGAAACGGGGCGAGGAGGAGCGGCCCUCCAGGAACUCCAAGCUGCAGGCGGUCUUCAGCAAGCUGUCGGGGGUGCUCCCCAAGCCCCCCCACGAGCUGGGGGGGAGCCCCAAGACGAUGUCGUCCGAGAUCAUCGAGUCGGUGCUGGUGGACACGCCGGUGCCGGCGCCCUCGACUUGUCUGCACGACUUUUUCCCGACCUCGGCCGACGACAGAGGUCUCUGCUUGACGAUCCCGUCGCUGAGCCACCGCCUCGAGAUGGAGCUGCGCUCGGCGAAGCGGACGCACCUGUCCUGCGGGGAAGUCCUGCUGCCCUGCGGCCUCCUCCACCGCAUCUCGAGGGACAUCCUCUCGAUGGCGGAGUCGGAGCCGUGCGGCAUCCGCGGCUGCCUCAUCUACGUCAAUUUCGAGGGGCUCGAGGAGUGCAGGAAGCUCUCGAGCGUGAAGUGCGACCCGGGGACGGCGACCACGUUCGAGCUCAACCUGACCUUCAAGCAGAGCUCGACGAGGUGGAACUUCAUACCGCAGUUUCUGAAGAACUUUGCGAGAGGGGGCACCAUCGUGGUGAGUCCGGCGUACACGCUGAGCAAGAAGAAGCUGUAUCGAUCGAUCUUAGAAUAGACAAACUGAGAAGACUGAUGUAUCAAAAUCGCCGUCACAUUUCAUAGUUUUUACACUGUCAUUACACAGGUUUCGCUUAUCUUCACCAUAUAUAUAAGUAAGAAAGUCUAUACGUGAUAGGUUAGUGUUUAGAAAUUCUAUAUCUUAGAACCAGUGACUGAACUUCUCGUGUUGGAUCACAACGCGGGGGUCUUUUGAUAAGAGACUAUAUUUAGGAAAAGUGAUAUUAAGAGUGAUUUCAUUUGAAAGGUACCUGCAUGUUAAGGCCAGUUUUUUAGAGUAAUAAUUAAAAAGCUGGCGUUAACGACUACACGCAACAACUUUUCUGGGGAAAAGUUCUUGGGUGUUAUUUUUGUGUUACUUGAAAUUUUAUUUUCUCACAAGAGAAACAGAGUAUUUGUUAAUUUCUUUAAGAAUGACCUUUUUGUAUAUUACAUCAAUGGAAGGAGCUCAUUUUUGUGAUACUGAUAUUGAUAACUCAAUCAAAAUUUUUAAUCCGACAGUAUUUUGCAAUUUCGGUAUUAUAAGUAUUAGCGUUCAGUACGAUAUUUUCAAAUAUCAACUUUCAGUCCUCGACUGUAAAAUGUGUUGCCGUUAUUUUAUCUUAAUAACGUAGUCCGUAAGAUUUUGUGUGAUAGUACUACAUGGUACAGUAAAUUUUUGUACUUUAUCAGAAAUUACUAUAAA
Zophobas morio is the source of this 1394-nucleotide messenger RNA. RefSeq names its product protein charybde-like. Bases 81 to 707 code for a protein of 208 amino acids. Gene Ontology annotation, biological process: apoptotic process; regulation of TOR signaling; negative regulation of signal transduction. Gene Ontology annotation, cellular component: cytoplasm. The record is from RefSeq and is a predicted model, not a curated record. Lineage: Eukaryota; Metazoa; Arthropoda; Insecta; Coleoptera; Tenebrionidae. The transcript has 3 exons.